AUGGUGGCCUAUUGGAGACAGGCUGGACUCAGCUAUAUCCAAUACUCCCAGAUCUGUGCAAACGCAGUAAGAGAUACACUGAACACUGAAUUCAAAGCAAAUGCUGAAAAAGCUUCUGGCAGCAGUGUAAAAAUAGUGAAAGUUAAAAAGGAGUUAUGUAACCUGACUAAUGCUACAUUCUCAAGAUGA
Messenger RNA from Vombatus ursinus (common wombat), 189 nucleotides. RefSeq names its product ATP synthase subunit epsilon, mitochondrial-like. Gene Ontology annotation, molecular function: proton-transporting ATP synthase activity, rotational mechanism. Gene Ontology annotation, biological process: proton motive force-driven mitochondrial ATP synthesis. The transcript has a single exon. The coding region runs from base 1 to 189 and encodes 62 amino acids. Lineage: Eukaryota; Metazoa; Chordata; Mammalia; Diprotodontia; Vombatidae. Gene Ontology annotation, cellular component: mitochondrial inner membrane. The record is from RefSeq and is a predicted model, not a curated record.